This is a messenger RNA of Acanthopagrus latus (yellowfin seabream), 2783 nucleotides long. It is a transcript of the gene hdr, whose product is annotated as hematopoietic death receptor. The record is from RefSeq and is a predicted model, not a curated record. Gene Ontology annotation, molecular function: protein binding. The transcript is spliced from 10 exons. Gene Ontology annotation, cellular component: cell surface; plasma membrane. Lineage: Eukaryota; Metazoa; Chordata; Actinopteri; Spariformes; Sparidae. Bases 98 to 1303 code for a protein of 401 amino acids. Gene Ontology annotation, biological process: positive regulation of apoptotic process; TRAIL-activated apoptotic signaling pathway.
UGUGCUGCUGAACAUUGGAGGUAGACGCGCCGAGACUUACAGUCAGGACGGAACCGGGGGAAGUCUGGAUUCUGGACUUUUAUUUACAGAUGACAGCAUGAGAGGGACCCGAAACUAUGAGAUUUUUUUUCUUUUGAUAUUUUUUAAACUCCUGGGGGUUCUGCUGCUGCCGGGCCUCGCCGUGGGAGUGAGCAGGACCCAGCGAGACGUCCACUGCAAUGAGAACCAGGAGUACCUGCACGGCAACAUCUGCUGCCUAAACUGCCCAGCCGGAACACGUCUGGAGUCUCCCUGCACCACGGCAGGACAGAAGGGGAAGUGUGUGGAGUGUGAUGACGGGACGUACACCUUGCACAGCAACAGUCUGAAGUGGUGUAUAGGCUGCACGAAGUGUCGCGAAGAUCAGCAAACUGUAAAGCCGUGUAUUCACACUCAGGACGCCGAGUGUCAGUGCAAACCGGGAAGAUUUUGUGCUCCGGACGAAGCGUGUGAGGUGUGCAAGAAGUGUACAAGGUGUGCAGAAGAUGAAGUGGUGGUGAGGAACUGCACCCCGACUGCCAACACGGAGUGCAAGAAAAUCCAGCCCAACCCCGACGCUCCCCCAGCAGGGGUCGUAGGGAUUGGGUUCGGGAUCGGGAUUGUGAUUAUUUUGGUUCUUGCCGUGAUAUCCGUGGCAGUACUGGUGUCCCGGAAGAAAUGUAGAUCAACAGGUUCUCAGAGAGAUCUACCUGGCGGGCUGAAAGCUGAACAGCAUUACAACAACCGUUCCACUGAGGAAGGGCGGAAUGGAGAAUCCCAAACGUUUAGCUGCGUGAGCCUGAUCCUGCCCCGGCCGCUGGUGAGAGCCAAACCCUCCACUUGUAUCGCAGAUGAGCGCAAAGUGCUGUGCGAAAGCCUCGACAGCUCGGCCAGUAACUCCCAGCACAGUCUAACCAGCCUGCCGCCGUACGCCGCCCCGCUGCAGCCCGACGAGAGGGAAGAAGAUCAAUUUCCCACGCUUGUUCCCGUGAACGGCGAAGAGUCUCUGAGGAAAUGCUUCGAGUAUUUCGAAGAAAUCAACAUCGACUUCCACAGGAGAUUCUUCCGCCACCUCGGGAUAAGCGACAAUGUGAUCAAGAGCAAAGACGGCCUCCAAUACGACGACAAGAUUCAUGACCUGCUGAAUGUUUGGGUGGAGAAGGAGGGCAGUGGCGCCAGCUUGAAUGACCUCCUCAAGGCGUUACUUGAUUUGAAUCAAAGGCUAACAGCUGAGACAAUCAAGGACAAAGCUAUUCUCAACGAUCAUUACCUCUGUGAAGAAUAACGGCAGGUGAACAAAAACGUAAAUGCCAUUAAUGGUGUGAUGUACUUUUUGCUGUGUGCUUCUGAUCCAUCCAGGACUGGUUGGACUAGCAUCCAAGAAAAGCUGUUGCUCAGUCGUUCCUUGGCAAACAUUUAAGCAGAGAAGGUGUGAGUACGUAGUCUCAUGAAAAUCUCUUACGGUGUGAAGAGUUAGCUUUUUAUAUCGUCUGAUACUGGUCAGAUUAGCAACUCGCAAGGCUGCCUGCUACAAAACAAGCUCUUAAAAAAAAAAAUGUUUAAAAAAAGAGAGUGUAGGAGUGUAGUCUCAUGGACAUGGACGCUCACCUGAUGUGUCAUGUCCUUCAUGGAGUGAGUUUUUAUAACGUCAGAUUCUGACGAGAUUACCAACUCGCAAAAAAAAAAAAGCUCUCAAUCAAAAAGAGAGAGAGAAGGCACAAGUACUGUGGUCUCAUGAAUAUUGUGUUCAGUCCUUGCAGGAGUGAGCUGUCAUCCAGUACUUGUCAGAUGAGAAACUCGCAAGGCUGCCACAUGAAUAAAAGCCUCACAAACGAGAGGUCAUGAGUGCUGUGGUCUCAUGGAUAAACCUUUAUGGUGUCGGGUCCUUGUGGCUUCCUCGUCCUCGUCCGACACUGUUGGACCAGGAAGCAAUACACAAAGUUACCGCCCAUAUUGUGCUCGUACACUUAAAAGUGCACAUUCUACUGUAGUGCACAGCUGUGAUGAGGAAGUGUGUUGUUUUAGCAAUGCUUAAUCUACACGCCUGUUUGAUCUCGACAGCUUGAAUGCAUUUUCAGUCCUGCACGGAGUUGACUGGUGAAGACUUUCAUUACCAAAAGUGUUGGUGCUGUCUCGCGACUUCAACGUUUACAGAACGAGCACACGUCCCAGGACCAGUUCGAUUGUUCGUCAGAGUGACUGUGGUGUUCAGCAGACUUCACUCAUGAGUUUGUCAUCUUGUUUUAUUUAUUCAGACGCGUCUAACCAGCUGCUGGACGCCGGAAUGAAUGUUUUUUUUUUCUCCUACUGGCUGCACUGACUGAGCAACAGAACAUGUGAAGCAUUAAACAAAAAUUGCUCAGAGAUCAAAUGGGAUUGUACGAGUAUAUAUGAAGUUAUUAUGGUGGAGAUUUGUGGUAUUUAAUUUGUAUUUAAACAGUGUUUUCUCUGCCUUGUACACUUGUGAUUGACAGCGUCGUGGUUGCCUUCUGGUUCACCUUCUGAAAUUGCCUGAUCACAAUUAAUUUAUGUUUUUUAUCUCCAUUUUUUUUUGUGCUUCUUGUCAAUAGUUACAUUUCUUACCCCGAGUAAUUUCUACAUCAGAGUGCCUCGUCUGCCAUUUUUUAUAUAAGAGGUUAAAGGAAAUGUUACCGUUAUAUCUGUUGCUUCUGUCGCAUCCAUUUUAUGAUUUUAUUCAACAGAAUUCAAAUGUUUUUUUUACGAUUGUGUAAAGAAAAACCAAAGAAUAAACAUUUCCAUCGUGA